Molecule: messenger RNA, 4547 nt
Organism: Macrobrachium nipponense
Lineage: Eukaryota; Metazoa; Arthropoda; Malacostraca; Decapoda; Palaemonidae
Product: collagen alpha-2(IX) chain-like
Exons: 23
Coding region: 295-3348 (1017 amino acids)
Biological process (GO): extracellular matrix organization
Cellular component (GO): basement membrane; collagen type IV trimer
Molecular function (GO): extracellular matrix structural constituent conferring tensile strength
Source: RefSeq, a predicted model, not a curated record
CCCAAGGCAGAGAGGUCGCCAGUGCCGCGGGCUCGCCUGUGUCGUAAGGUGGUGGUCUGCAGUGCUACGACACCCCAUUUCGUCACCACCAGCACCACCACCACCACCGCCGCCGCUGCUGCAGGUUGACCGACGGCCAAACCCUUUUGGUGGAGGGGGCAUACCCCCUUGCUGCCUUUACCAAGGGGGGGAAUAGACUCGUACUGUAUUUUGUUCAUCCUUCCGAUUAUGUCAAGAUUCUAUUGACAUAUUUUUCGCUUCUUUUUGGAAAUUACAUUUGCAAGAAUUGGCGGAAUGGCUAGGAUAGCAGGGGCGCUGGCACUGGCCAUUACUCUUCAAGCCCACUUGGUUUUUGCACAGUUCGACCUGCCCAGGAGGGGAGACAUGGAUCCCUCUCUUUUCGACACCUCGUGGACGAGCCCUGAAUUCGAACAACCUUUCAACGAGCUCAAUGGACCUUGUGCUGACUACCAGCCCGGCGAGGACGAUCUCCAGGCCUUCGAUUUCAUCCGGAAGUUCAGACUUGAUGUUCUCGAGCAGGACUACCCAGGAGUGACUCGAGUUCGGGGCUCCAACGACAUGCAGACAGCCUACAGGCUGAAGUCUGAUGCCAAUCUCCAAAUCGCCACUAGGGAAAUCUUUCCACUGGGCCUUCCACAGGAGUUCUCGCUCAUCUGCACCUACAGAGCACGGCGUCCUCCCAAAGGCCCUUGGGAUAUCAUCCGCAUCAGUGAUCUGCAGGACAGACCUCAGUUCGCUGUUACCCUCAAUCCUCGAACUCAGAACGUCGAGUUCUCCAUCCUCUCUUACGACGGAACUUUGCAAACGCUCAUCUUCGAUAAUGCCCAGGAGGCCUUCGACAAAAAAUGGCACAAACUCCACUUUGGCGUCUUCCGAGAUCGAGUGACCCUCUACCUCGACUGCCAGAGGACCACAGAGGAGCCCCUGGACCCCUUCGGUCCCAUCGACAUCAACGGAAACAUCUACAUCGGGAAACAACAGGAGUCCUUCAGAACCGUCCCAAAGAAACCAAGGGGGUUCAGUAUAGAAUUACAGUGGAUGGUUAUGAGCUGCGACCCGUCACGACCUGAAAGGGAAACCUGCGAAGAACUGCCGGAAAAACUGCCUCAAGUUGGUCCAGAUCAGUGCGAAAUCGUUUGUCCAAUGGGACCCCCAGGUUUCAACGGAAGUGAUGGUGCAGACGGUGUCCCCGGCCGACGUGGACCUGCUGGACCUCCUGGACCGUUAGGACCUACUGGUCCACCUGGAGAAAAUGGAGAACCCGGUGGCCUAGGUUUCCCCGGCCCAGCUGGACCACCAGGCGCACAAGGUCGUCAGGGUGAGCGAGGAGCACCUGGAACCGCGGGACAACCGGGACCGCCUGGACCAACUGGUCUCGGAGGGGCAGUGGGACCCAUAGGACCCAAAGGAAAUGACGGAACCCGUGGUCCCCCUGGACUUCCUGGCCCCAUAGGAAUUCAAGGCCUGCCUGGUCCUAAAGGCGUGCCAGGAGACUCGGUUCUUGUCACAGGGCCUACAGGAGAACAGGGUCCACAGGGUCCGCCAGGUUUACAAGGACCGCCAGGUAACGAUGGCGCGCCAGGUCGAAGAGGGCCUGCAGGAGCGAAAGGCGACCCAGGAACAGAGGGACAGAACGGCAGACGAGGAGCAGCAGGCCCAAAAGGUGACGCUGGCAUUCCAGGCCUGCCCGGACCUAGAGGAGAACCUGGGCCUGUGGGUCCUGCUGGUCCACCAGGAAUACCAGGUGGUUCAGCAGAAGGUGAGGCUGUCCCAGGACCUCCAGGUCCACCUGGUCCUAUGGGUCCAAUUGGUCCACCAGGAGAGCCCGGAAUGGCAGGUCCUAUGGGAGCUACUGGCUUAGAUGGUAUGCCAGGAGAGCGAGGCGACAAAGGUGAUCGGGGAGAGAACGGUUUACCCGGAGAGGAUGGCAACCGGGGAGAGACUGGAAAACCAGGUCCAGCAGGUGAAGCUGGUGCCAAGGGUGAACCCGGUAUCCCAGGAGUGACUGGACUGAUCGGAAAACCCGGUAUAGCUGGACUGCCUGGGCCACAAGGACCUCCUGGAUCUCCUGGUCCCGAGGGCUUGAAAGGUGAGGCUGGAAAACGAGGAGAACCAGGUUUCCCAGGCGAACCCUCACCCCCUGGUCAACCAGGUCCACAAGGACCACAGGGUAUGCAAGGUGACAGAGGAGAGGAGGGUCCACCCGGACCACCAGGACCUCCAGGAAUGCAAGGUCCAGAGGGCAAACCUGGUCAGAUGGGAAUCAUCGGCCCCAAAGGACAUUCUGGUUUACCAGGUUUAAAGGGAGAACCAGGUAAACGUGGAGCUCGAGGCGAAGGUGGUCCAAUAGGAGAAAUGGGUCCUAAAGGUCCUGCAGGACCUCAAGGACCUCCUGGACGACCCGGAAAGGAUGGCGUUAAGGGAUCUCAAGGAAUACAAGGGACUAUUGGUCCCCGUGGUCUUCCAGGGCCACAAGGUCCACCAGGUCCUCUUGGUGCAUCUGGUCCACCUGGUCUCCCUGGAUUUAUGGGUAAACCUGGAACUCCAGGUGCACCUGGUCCACCAGGUCCUCCUGGCAAUCCUGCUCCGAUGGCAAUGGAAGUAGCUGGAGAGAGAGUAUAUGGUAUGCCUGGGUCUAUGGGUCCCAUGGGUGCUCCUGGUUUGCCUGGCGAACGAGGAGCGGACGGCGACCGCGGACCACAAGGCAAAACUGGUAAUCCUGGUCUACCUGGCAUCAGUGGCCCUACUGGUCUCCCUGGACCAGCAGGAGCAAGAGGACCCCCUGGGGCAGCUGGUUUACCCGGAACCCCUGGACGCGAAUACACGGAGGCUGAACUUCGAGGAAUCUGUGCUUCGGUGCUGAGAGACCGCAUGGAAGAACUGAGCCGUGGCUUGAGAGGUCCCCCUGGCCCGCCUGGAAGGGGUCGAGUGGGAAGGCCAGGGUCCCCUGGAAAACCCGGAAAUCCAGGUAACCCUGGUGUCUCUGGAGAACGCGGUGAACGUGGUUACUCUGGCUUCCCAGGAGCAGCCGGUCCUCAGGGACCUGCCGGAGAGAGAGGACCUCGAGGUUACAAGGGAGAUCGCGGCCAGAUGGGCGAAGGCAGGGAAGGAAAGAUGGGACCUGCUGGUGAACCUGGUCCACCAGGUCCACAAGGAGUUGGGCUUCCUGGCAGAAUAGGAGAAAGAGGCCCUCCGGGCAUGCCUGGAUCUCAAGGAGGCCGGGGCGCCCCUGGUUCACAAGGACCCCCAGGACACUGCGAGUACUGUAAUCCAGCCUUGGCCUAUUCCCAUCAGCAAGCUGUAGCCGGCAACGUCAAAGGCCCGUGAGGAUCCUAGUCCAACACUCCCAAGGAUGUCGUGACAUCCUUCAAAGGGAGAGCGUUCUUUUUUUUUUCAAUUUGCUGAGGUCAACGUAACUCGAUAAAAAAAAAAUCUUCGAAAUGCUUUUAGCUGUCACAUCAGUGUAGGAAAAAAUUCCGUCCUUCUUACUCCAGUCUGAGCAUUAUAUGAGAGCUUCGUGUUUUCACUUUUCCUUUUCUUGAUAUUGCGAAAUAAGAUUGAUUAGUUAUUGUCAUUACUUUUAUAUGGAACGUCUCUCAAACUUACACUAGGAAUGUAUCGGUGCAUUUUUCUAAAGUCCCUCCAUAUUUGAUUGGCUGGAAAGGUAUACAUGAGUGUUUAGAUGUGUGUCAGGAGUCUUACUAAAAAUGAGUUAGGCAAACCAAGAGAACAUAUCAUGAGGAAUAUAUACCCUCCCCACCUCUCUCCCUUUACUAAGUAGGUCCCAAAAAACAGACAUUGAUUUAAUGUCUCUUCCUCAAUCACUGCCAUAACCUCUCUUAGUUUGUUUGUGCUGAAUGAAUGACUGAUUAGUAUGUUAGGUAGAAUAGGAAACGUUAACUUAGAAUAAUUAAUAUCAAGUUUCAGAAAAUGUAACACGGGCAGUUGAAAACCAGCGGAUAAUCUAACUUUUUUUUAUGUUUUAUACAGCACAUUUAUAUCUAAUACGUGCAUACAUACGAACAGACAAGUGCGUUUGCUUAUUUGACCGAAAGUAAAGCAAUGAGAUUCCCGGUAAUACAAACGUAUCAUCGGCAUUAAAACCAAAUACAUCCAUUAAAUUUAAAGAUACUCAAACAAUCUCUUUAAAAUUAUACAUUUUACGAUCAACCAGAUCCUGCCUAGUGCAACUAAUGCUGACCAAUGGUGCUAUUACAAUGAAGAGAAGAGAGGAAUAAGACUGAAUGAAAGGAGAGAGAGAGAGAGAGAGAGAGAGAGAGAGAGAGAGAGAGAGAGAGAGAGAGAGAGAGAGAGAGAGAGAGAAUAAGCUUAAUAAGUGAGGGAGAAUAAGUCCUGUAAGUGAAUGGCUCUGAAUCCGGGAUUAUUCCAUGGUGCUACUGCGGGUACACACCUCCAUCGCAACACAAAAAUAAAUAAAUACUGCCAUGUUGUAUAUUCUUUGUAACUAACAUCUUAUUGUAUAUAAAAAUCGUUUUGUAUCGAAAUUAAUAAAGAGUUGGCCAACA